AUGCUGGGCAAGCACAAGGACGUGGUUACGGACUGUAACCGCGCCAUCGUGUUCGACCCCAUGUACAUCAAGGGUUACGUUCGCAAGGCCAAGGCGCAGCUGGCUCUGGGCGACAAUGACGCCGCUAUGAAGACGUACCAGGCGGGACUCAUGCGCGACCCGAACAACGCCACGCUGCUGAACGAGAAGCGCACGCUCGAGAUGGCGCUGGACAAGCUGCAGCGCGGCAAGGAGCACCUCGCGGCGGGCCGCUACUCGCAGGCGGUGAACGUGCUGGACGGCGCGGCUCAGGUGUGCACGGGCUCCAGUCAGAUCAAGCUGCUGCGCGGCGAGGCGCUGAUCGGCGCCGAGCGCUACGACGAGGCCUUCGCCGUGCUCACGCAGCUCAUGCGCACGGACUCGAGCUCGCCGGAGCUGCUGUUCCUGCGCGCGCGCUGUCUGUACUUCCAGGGCGAGUUCCCGAGCGCCAUCAAGCACCUGCAGCAGGCGCUGCGCUCGGACCCGGACAACAGCAAGUGCAUGAAGGAGAUCAAGCGCAUCCGCCACCUCGAGAGCAGCAAGGAGGACGCCAACAACGCCUUCAAGGCCGGCAAGAUGGCCGAGGCCGUCGAGAUGUACACUUCGUGCCUGACCAUCGACCCGCAGAACAAGGCCUUCAACUCGAAGAUCCACUGCAACCGCGCCAACGCGCUGUCCCGGCUCAACCGCCACGAGGAGGCCAUCAAGGACUGCGACAAGGCCAUCUACUACGACCACGGCUACGCCAAGGCGUACCUGCGCAAGGCGGCGUGUCUGAAGGCGCUCGGAGGCUUGGAGAACCUGGAGCAGGCGCUGCGCGUGUACGACCAGGCGUCCAAGCUCGUGGGUGACGACGCCCAGCGCGACAUCCAGAACAGCAUCCGCCAGACCAAGCUGGACAUCAAGAAGGCCAAGCGCAAGGACUACUACAAGAUCCUCAACGUGUCGCAGAGCGCCACCGAGGCCGAGAUCAAGAAGGCGUACAAGCGGUUGGCGCUCAAGUUCCACCCGGACCGUCACGCCGGCAAGUCGGAGGAGCAGAAGGCCGAGGCCGAGGCGGCCUUCAAGGACAUUGGCGAGGCCUACGCUGUGCUAUCAGACGCGCAGAAGCGGCAGCGCUACGACUCGGGCGUGGAUCUCGAGGACCUCGACAACGACUUUGGCGGAGGUGGCAUGGGCGGCGGCAUGGGCGGCGUCGACCCCUCGCAGAUCUUCCAGAUGUUCUUCGGCGGCGGCGGCGGCAUGGGCGGCAUGGGUGGCAUGGGAGGCAUGGGUGGUAUGGGCGGCAUGGGAGGCAUGGGCGGUCAGCGAUACCACUUUGGCUAG
Molecule: messenger RNA, 1344 nt
Organism: Phytophthora sojae
Lineage: Eukaryota; Oomycota; Peronosporomycetes; Peronosporales; Peronosporaceae
Exons: 4
Coding region: 1-1344 (447 amino acids)
Molecular function (GO): protein binding
Source: RefSeq, a predicted model, not a curated record